AUGAUUAUAUGUUUCUACUAUAUACCCAUUAUUGUGGGCACCGGUUCCACUGGUAACAUUCUAUAGGUUUUUGUAUUUUUCAAAACGAAAAUACGCAAACUUUCGUCUAGUUUCUAUUUGGCUGCUUUGGCUGUUAGUGAUACUUGCUUUUUGUUUGGUCUAUUCGUCCAGUGGCUUAACUUUGUCGAGGUUCACAUCUAUAAUCAUAAAUACUUUUAUCAGUUCUUUACAUUUUUCAGUAAUUUGGCAUGGUUUUGUUUAGUUUAGUUUGUGGUUUCUUUUACCGUGGAACGUUUUAUAGCGAUUAUGUAUCCGGCGGAUUAUCCGCUGAGAAGUCAGACCAUGUGUACAGUGCAAAGGGCCAAAAUGGUAUUGGUUGUUUUACUGAUAUUGGGUUUUUUGCAUUGUCCCCUUUUUUGGGUUUCCUCAACGCCGGUAUAUUCCCCUAAAGUGGGAACUACAAUAUGUGAUAUUAAAAGUGAAUAUAAACAAAAACUCAGCUUUUGGCGAUUCAUGAUACUUUGUCAUCUCCCUCAUCUUCUUGUUCGGCAGGAGAAAGCGGAUCUAUAGCAGCAACAACUGGAACAGAAGCUAUUUCAACAUAUCGUAUUACGACAUCAUCAUUAAAACGACCGAAAACAACAUCUUGUAUGAAUGCAUCACCACCCUCGAAUGGGCAACAACAUAAUAAUAUUGCAACACAUCAUCAACACUACCAUCAUCACCAGUGU
Lucilia sericata (common green bottle fly) is the source of this 731-nucleotide messenger RNA. RefSeq lists its product as uncharacterized. Gene Ontology annotation, biological process: G protein-coupled receptor signaling pathway. Gene Ontology annotation, molecular function: G protein-coupled receptor activity. The record is from RefSeq and is a predicted model, not a curated record. NCBI's taxonomy places the organism in Eukaryota, Metazoa, Arthropoda, Insecta, Diptera, Calliphoridae. Gene Ontology annotation, cellular component: plasma membrane.